Molecule: messenger RNA, 343 nt
Organism: Parasteatoda tepidariorum (common house spider)
Lineage: Eukaryota; Metazoa; Arthropoda; Arachnida; Araneae; Theridiidae
Source: RefSeq, a predicted model, not a curated record
CUUAUUGUACUGUGUAAACUAUGGUUCCCUAUCUGAGGUGGAAGGAGAAAAUAAACCUAGAGAAAAGGAAGAUGAACCUGAUAAGGAAGAUGAAACAAUAAAUGAAACUGAAGAAGAUGAAACUGUAAAUGAAACUGAAGAUGAUUCUGGAGUAGAUAAACAUGUAGAAAAUGAACCUAAAGAAGAUAAAUCUGGAGAAGAUGAAUCUAAAGAAGAGGAAUCUGACGAAGAUGAAACUGAAGAGGAUGAAUCUGAAGACGAUGAAUCUGAAGACGAUGAAUCUAAAGAAGAUAAAUCUAAAGAAGACAAACCUGAAGAAGAUGAAACUAUAGAUGAACCUAAA